Messenger RNA from Monomorium pharaonis (pharaoh ant), 2970 nucleotides. Its product is annotated as segmentation protein cap'n'collar-like. NCBI's taxonomy places the organism in Eukaryota, Metazoa, Arthropoda, Insecta, Hymenoptera, Formicidae. The record is from RefSeq and is a predicted model, not a curated record. Bases 25 to 396 code for a protein of 123 amino acids. The transcript has 2 exons.
GACGUGUAUUCUCGAUUUCAGGAUAUGGACCUCAUAGAGGUUCUUUGGAAGCAAGAUGUGGAUCUGGGAUUCACGCCGGUGGAACCGGCUACGACACCGACCAAAAAGCCGUCUACAUCGGAAAAAGAAUCAGCGGAUGAAAUCGAGAAGCUGAAAGCUUUGGAAGCUAUUAACGCUACUUAUCAGAAGGACGAUGCCAAAGAGUCCGAGCCACAGGAAGAUGAUCCAUGGGCAGGACUUCCCUACACCGUAGAUCUUGAAACUGGUAAGCUUAUUUGGAUUGUUUAUUUUUUUAAAUACUUUCGAAAUUCCUUAAUAAAACGGAAGUUUUAUUUAUUAAAGGUGAUAUUAAUCAGGCUAUUUUGUAAUCGAGAUUAUACGAGAAAAUACAAUUAAUUUUUUUUACUUUGCCUGCGUUCGCGUAAGGCAUCGCAAUUUUUAUCUUAUGCGUUUAUCAGAGACGAUCGAAAUCCCGUUUUCGGAUACCAAAGAGUCAGUCGGCGCACAUGCUGUGCGUGUUUCGCGUUAGUCCGUGUGCCGGCAAGAACAGCUAAAUACAUCUGGCGCUCGCGGCUCUUUACGUCGGAAGCGUAUCGAAUUAACGCGGCAAUUUGUAAGAGCCAAUCCGAACAUUCACUAUAGUCCAAGCUUGCCGCACCUGGCCGCACCUUUGCGAGGCUAAUUAGCAUAAACACGCCGACCGAAUGCACUUCGCUGGCCAUUCCUUUGGAAAUACACCAUACACCGUGAAAUACCCUAUCGCCAUGCAUCAUGAAAAACAUAUAAUUGAAGACGUGCGGUCUUAAAUGCAUUAAGCGCCAAAUUAUAAGUAGUUUAAUUACAUUGUAAAAAUGCGAACUUUAAUAAUAACGAAUAAUCAAAACGAAAGUAAUUAAAAAUGGACUAUUAUAGUUUUUCAUAGAAAGCACUUUUUCAGCGACCGAAGAUUUAUAUUUAUGCAAUUAAAUAAUCAAUUCGCUUGAAAAUAAAGACCAGACGCAAUGUAUGAUUAAUAGACUUAUCGUGCAAAUGGAACGUACGUCACAUACAUAUACAGGUAUAACAGUUGGUAGCGGACGCGUUAAUAGACCCGACUGCAUCUCGUUCUCUCUUUUUUAAAAUCGUUUCUUUGGCAUUCUUGCCGCGCGCUUUCUGUCGCAUAAUGAAAAGGGAGGUAAGUACAUUAACGGCGAGAAAUGUUAUGCGACACGAACCGCAUGUGGGAGAAUGUCGAGGACACUCGCGCGAAUGUCGGCGAGAGAGAUGGAGGGAGACUGUAACGAGCGCGCAUGCAACGCGCCGUGGCGUCUACCUGCAUACCAAGGUGCACUUUGUUCAGGUAUAUAACCACGGGUUUCCAGGCAGGCAGGUUCCAGUUCCGGACGACUCGAGGCUGGGGAGUGGCUUCAGGAACGCCCUCGCUCUACCUUCCUCCCUACCUCUCCUUCCAACCCCACCAGCCUGUCCAGCCCUUCUGUCGGGUGCGGUUCCCCUCCGUUCUCUUUCUCUCUAUUUCUCUCUCUCUCUCUCUCUCUCUCUCUCUCUCUCUCUCUCUCUCUCUCUUUCUCUCUCUCUCUCUCUCUGCAUUUAAUUACUUUGCGCCCGACAGAAUAUACGCCUAGCUACGAGACACUCUACGUCGAGCGUGCUAUCAACGGUUGACGAAGGGUCCGCUUGUUAAAUUCUCCUUAGAAAUUCAUAUAUUGAGAUCCUACUCAUACGUGUAACUGUGAGGAUUAUCUUGACAAUUGACAAUUUUGAAAUGUUUGAGAACCAGAGAAAAUGUGAACGGUUGUCUUUAUGUAGAAUUUGGAAAGAAUAUCAGAUAUUCUAAUAGUGAAGCGAAUUCUUAUUGAAUAACUAGAUUGCUUACGUUAUUGUAUUUUUUCUUUCAUUUUUAUUUAAAAAAGUUAAAAAAAGAAAUUGUUUACAUGUCAUAGAGUUAUACUUUGUUUUUGUAUUUUCUUUAGCCGUAAGUACGAGAUAAGCCGCAUUUCAAAACUAAUAUUAGAGUGCAAGAGAGCGCUAUAAUUCAAAGUAUUCGUUCGUUUACGACGACGAAAUGAAUUAAUCGGACAGAGCGGUAAUAACUUUUUGAGCAGAGAAUGGACCAAGAAGAGCAGCAGAGCUCAUUACGCGGUUAUCUCGUCGUCGAUCAAUCGAGAUAUUCGGCGCAUGGCGUGUAUGAUUAAUGAGUUACUAGACUAAUACAUAAGAAAUUCUUCCAUCAUCCUUAUUCCGUAGGGCUUGAUGGAAGAAAAUGGUGGUCCGACAUAACAUAGAGCAAAAGAGCUACGUGAUGCGUGCGCUGAAGUAGAAAUGGCGAAUUGAUGACUAGAAAUUAAUUGUAAAGAGCUAAAGUAGUCGAAGCAAAUCGCAAUACGGGUCAUAAAGUUCAUAUAUAUAUACAUAUAUAUAUAUUUAUACGGAAUUGAAAAAAAUAUUUUCAGCUAAUCUUCGUUGCAGUUAUGCAGUCGUUUAUCAUAUAUUAAUUUAUUUGUUUGAGAAAGAUGGACACGGAAAAAUAUGGAUAAAUGGACAGAUAAAUAUAGUUAACACAUUAUUGCUACUCUCUUGAUUUGUACAACGUGUCUCGUAUUUUUGAUUAUCUUGUAAUUUAAUUUUUUCAUGAUAAAUCCGCAAAAAAUAAGAAAAUUUCGUUUCUUAGUCAAUAUAAUAAGUAAUUUUGUUUCAAUCUAAAUUUAAGUUACAAUUUAAUAUUUGAAGGUAAGAAUAUUUAUUAUUAAAUUUGCAAAAAGUUGUAAAAAGUAUCUAUUUAUUUUAUCGUUGUAUUUUCUAUGAAGAAAAAUCAGAUCUUUGAAUUUAUCAUAAAAUUUAUGUUAAAAAAAUUUGUGCCGCUUAUAACAUAAACUGCAUUAGUAUUUGCAUGAAAAAUCAUAAUAUAUUUACAAAGCGAAUUUCGUGCCAAUCGCGAUAUUCGCGCGCGGAGUUGGUGGUUCGAAAUGAAAA